AUGGUUAAAGCUAUAAAAAGCAUUAGAGAUUCGGUCAAUCUUAUCUGGAAAGCAACUUAUAGAAAAGUUGUUGGUAUAACUUUUGAUAGCUCAUUAAGAUUAGCAACCAUUUCUUUAUCUGAUGGUUACAACGCUACUUUAAAAUUGGACGCACCAGAAAAAUUAAUUAUUAAUGAAUUUGCUGGGUACAGUGGAAAAGAAUCCGUAAUAAUUGAAAAUAGUAAUCAAGAUAGUGACGAAUCGUUCUCACAAUUUGAUAAAAAUGCUUAUGUAAGAAGAAUAAUGGCAAAUUAUUUACUAAUUAUAGUAUUAACAAAAAAAAUUUCAAAAACUCAGCAAGAAAAUCUUGGUGGUAGUGAUGAUUCACGUGACAAAUCGUCUUCUCCUGAAGCAAAUCUUGGUGGUAGUGAUGAUUCCUAUGACAAGUCGUCUUCGCAAUCUGAUAAAAAUGUAUCACCUGGUGCUUAU
Messenger RNA from Racocetra fulgida, 468 nucleotides. The record is from the annotation of a GenBank genome assembly. Lineage: Eukaryota; Fungi; Glomeromycota; Glomeromycetes; Diversisporales; Gigasporaceae.